This is a messenger RNA of Podarcis raffonei (Aeolian wall lizard), 1736 nucleotides long. RefSeq names its product interferon induced protein 35 (gene IFI35). The coding region runs from base 98 to 1228 and encodes 376 amino acids. Gene Ontology annotation, cellular component: nucleus. The transcript has 10 exons. NCBI's taxonomy places the organism in Eukaryota, Metazoa, Chordata, Lepidosauria, Squamata, Lacertidae. The record is from RefSeq and is a predicted model, not a curated record.
GGGCUUGGUUUGGGGGAGGAGGCUUUUAACAGCUGGAAAUCGAAAGUGAUAGCGACGCAAGGAGGCCAGCAGCUGCUGCGGAAGGUGUGUCAACAGGAUGGAUUCAGAUGAGGACUCCUUCAUCUACCUGCCCAGUCCAGGAAUUUCAGCAAGUGAGACACUGGCAGCAGAACAAACCUUGAAAUGGCAGGAUAUGUGCAAUGCAUUGGAGGUUGACCGAUUUUCCUUGGAGGCUGGCAGAAAAGAGAGCGAACGAGAAGCAUCAAAACUUAAGAGAGAAACCGAACUUCUGCGUAAAAGACUCCAGGAGCUUGAAGAAGAGUCUCAGCCCCAGAAAGCAGGUUUUCAGAAAGAAAUUCAGUUGGCGCUGACGGAAAAAUGCCAAUUGCUAGAAGAGAAACUGGCUCUGGAAAACGAACUGGAGCAGCUGGAAAGGUUUCAGGUGGCCCAAGAAGAGCUCCACAAGGUGCCAACCAACUUACCUGAACGGGCGAUGGUAUUUAAAGGCCACAUGGAAGAAGCCAAGGAGGAGACAUUGCCUAACCGUUUGACAGCCCGGCCACAGAUUCGAUACCCUGUGCCUGGGGGAUCGGCUCUCAUCACUUUUGAAAGCCACGAGGUUGCCUCCAGGAUCAUUGAUAUGGAGCAGCAUCAAGUUCAACUGGAUGAAUUCAGCUAUGUGCAUGUGAAGGCUGAGCCGAUGGUGUUACUCUUGCCUUCAUCCUUGGAGAUCUCCCUGGAAAAGAGUCCGCGACGGGUCCUGCUGUCUGGCAUCGUGGCCUCCUCUCUGCCUGAGGACCGGCUGCUUGAGAAGCUGGAGUUGUUUUUCAGCAAGCGGCAGAACAUGGGAGGCGAGGUGUUCAGCGUGGAGCGGCUGAGCGACACUGGCCACGUGGUGCUGACAUUUAUGGAUGAUGGAGUGGCCAAGGGGCUUAUCCAAAAAGGUCAGUACCAAGUGCCCAUCGGACAGGACAUUCACACAGUCAAGCUGUCACACUAUGUUGGCGGAGAAAUCGCAGAGCUGCAGUUCCGUCCUUCGGUCUGCACUCGGACUGUCCUGCUGUCGGGGAUUCCAGACGUCCUGGAUGAGGAAUUGAUGCGUGAAGCCCUGGAGAUUCAUUUCCAGAAGCCCAGCAAGGGUGGGGGAGAAGUGGAUGUCGUUGCUUACGUCCCGAUUGGACAGUGUGCGGUAGCCGUCUUUGAAGCGGAGGAGGAGGAGGAAGACUGAGAGUGACCCUGCCUUCCAGAGGCAGAGAAAGCUUUCUUAAAUUGAUUUCAGUGCAAGUGGCUGCUCAACUCCCAUCAAGGAAAGAUCCCGCCAAGAAGGAUGCAAAGCUCUGAACAUUUGGGGGAAGGGGAAGUUUUGAUAGUCCGAAUUCUGAAUCGCUGCAAGGAUGUGGAGACUCUCAGAUAAAUCUCACUCAGGUAUAAAAAUGGAACGGAUAUCCUUGCGAGCGUAAUCCUGUAUUGAGAAGAACCAAAGGAUGGAGUUCUUGCUGUUUGGAUUAAAAAAAGAGGCAGACCCUGGCACACACUGACACCCCUUUUCUCUGAUGUGUGGACUUUUAUCUGCAUUAUUUGGUGCUUUGGUUUGUAGUUUUUCCUGCUGCCUUGUCCCUGUUCAGUAAUUCUGUCUCAAACGCUUGCAAUUCACCCAAAGUGAAGGAGAGAUUCUCAGAAAAGCAGAAUAAAAGAGAACAGCAGACUCUCCCUCCUGCUGUUUGCAAAUAAUUAAA